AUGGAGAGUAUACUGUCACCGCCACCAUCAUUUUGCUUCGACAAAAAUGCAUGGGAUAUCUCGAGCCUUAACGAAAAGUGGGUAAAAUGGAAGCGAAGUUAUGAAAUAUAUAGUAAAGCUUGCGAAAUAGAUAAAAAACCAGUGGAAAUACAAGUGAAUAUCCUGUUACACAUUGUGGGUGAGCAGUGUCGAGAAAUCAUAGAUAGUUUACCGGAGAAAUGUAUGACUAUAGAAUAUAUUUGGAAAAAACUAGAUGAACAAUUUCAAACAAAGAGGAACGUUACUGUCGAGCGUCAUAAAUUCUUUAUUCGCGAUCAACAGGAGAAUGAAUCUAUUGAACAAUACGUUUUCGUACUUGGGAAAUUAGCGCAAACGUGUGAAUUUCGAGACUUUCAUGAUGAAUUGAUAAAAGAUCGAUUGGUUUGUGGUAUUUCAAGCACUACAAUUCGUGAACGUUUGCUUAGGGAGGAAGACUUAUCGUUAAAAAAAGCAAUGGAUAUAUGUCGAGCGGUAAUAACAUCACGAACAUAUUCGGAAAGGAUUAAACCUGAAAGUGAGGGAUCAGAGUUAAGUGUGCAUCGAUUAAAUCAAUCACAAAGAAACGUGUCAUUUAUGGGGUCUAAGCUGACGUCAUCGCGCGGGCGAGCGAGACGCGCGGGAUGCGAGUUGGAAGCGGAGCGACGAGGCGGUGCGGUGCGGGGCGAACGCGGGGCGGAGGCGCGCUCGGUGCGUGCGAGCGUACCGCGCGGCCGCUCCCAUGUGAACAGUGGAUACAACGUCGGGCAGCGGCGAUCGGUCCCGGGUUCAAGUACGCAGUGUAAUUAUUGUGGAAAUGUGCAUAAAAAGUUUGAGUGUCCGGCUUAUGGUCAAAAAUGUGCGCGAUGUUCAGGGAUGAAUCAUUUUGCUCGUGUGUGUGGAAUUCAUUAUAUAGUGGAAUCAGAUGAGAAGGUAAUUUAUUCAUUAAAUAAUAGUAGUGAGUGGAAUGUUAACUUAAAAAUAUGUGGGAUAUGUAUUAAUUUUAAAUUAGACACAGGUGCUGAUGUAAAUGUUUUACCAUUAGAAUAUUGUAAAAAAUUGAACAUUUCUCAAGAUUGUUUAUUGCAAACAAAUACUAAAUUAAGUGGUUAUUCUGGUGCAAGGAUAGAUGUUCUGGGGAAAAUAUUUUUAAAUGUUACCUAUAAAAAAUAUAUUUAUAUGCUCGAGUUUAUAGUGGCCAGAGUGCAUUCAGUCCCCAUUUUAGGCCGUCAUGCUUGCACGGAAUUAGACUUGGUUAGGCGUGUCAUGUCUGUACGUAGUAGUGAUGGUAAUCCAGAUAUUCUUACUAAAUUUGAAGACGUGUUUCGUGGCCUUGGCUGCUUACCGGGUCAAUACAAAAUUCAUUUAAAAGAAGAUGCUAAGCCUGUUGUUCACGCGCCUAGAAAGUUGCCGUUUGCUAUUAAGGAAAAGGUAAAGAAAAAAUUAAUGGAAAUGGAAUCACAAAAAAUUAUUGCUAAAGUUGAGGGUCCGUCAGACUGGGUUAGCAGUAUAACGGUAGUUAAAAAACCUUCUGGUGAUUUACGCAUAUGCUUAGAUCCGAAGGAAUUAAAUCGAGCGAUUAAGCGGGAACAUUUUAGAUUACCGACAUUAGACGAGAUUGUAGCAAAGUUAUCGGGAGCUAAAUAUUUUAGUACUUUAGAUGCAUCAUCAGGUUUUUGGAACAUUUCUUUGGAUGAAGCUAGCAGUGCGUAUUGUACGUUUAAUACUCCGUUUGGUAGGUAUAAGUUUUUGAGAAUGCCGUUUGGAAUUUGUUCAGCAUCUGAAGUUUUUCAUAAAAAAAUGAUUGAGAAUUUUGAUGACUUAGAGGGAGUUUGCAUGUACAUGGACGACUUGCUAAUAUACGGGUGUAAUAAAGAAGAACAUGAUGAAAGAUUGAAGAGAGUGUUAGAAAGAUAUGACAGUCACAUGACAGCUAUUACUAAAAUGCCCAUCCCUAAAAAUAAAAAAGACAUAGAAAGAUUCUUAGGUCUAGUUAAUUACAUAGGUAGCUUUAUCCCUAAUUUAUCAGAUAGAGUUUAUCCUUUGCGUGAGUUGUUACAAAAUAGUAUUGAGUGGCACUGGGAUGAAAGACAUGAUAAAUGUUUUCAAGAUAUUAAGCGUUGUUUGGCUAGUCGUCCUGUUUUACAAUAUUAUGAUCAAAAUAAAUCGAUUACAAUAUCAGUUGACGCGAGUAAGAGUGGAUUAGGUGCAUGUCUGAUGCAAAAUAAUCUGCCAGUGUGUUAUGCUUCGAGAGCUUUGACUAAAGCUGAACAGAGAUACGCGCAAAUAGAGAAGGAGCUGUAUGCUUGUGUGUUUGCAUGUGAGAAGUUUUAUGCGUAUAUUUAUGGAAGGUCAGAUGUAACGAUCGAAACCGAUCAUAAGCCGCUGAUAAGUAUUAUUAAUAAGCCUAUUACUGACGCACCAGCACGAUUGCAAAGAAUGUUAUUAAGGUUGCAACGUUAUACAUUUAAACUGAUAUAUAAGCCCGGUAAACAACUUUAUAUUGCCGACGCGCUAUCGCGUGCAUAUGAAACGGCUGGGACCGCAGUUUUGCAUUCGAGCCGAGAUUCUCUUCACGUCGAGGUGUGCGCAGUCACUCGAGAUGCGUCGUCCGCGCUUUCACAAUACUUUGAUAAUGCACAGUUUAUAGCUUUACAGAAAGAAACAGAGAGAGAUAGCGAACUACAACAGGUAAUUAAAUACAUAAACAAGGGCUGGCCUGAGGAAAGGCAUUGUGUUACGGAAUUAGUUAAACCAUUUUGGCAUUACAAAGAAAGUUUAUACUUUGCGUAUGGGUUAAUAUGGAAAAAUGAAAGGGUAGUAGUCCCGAAGAUCUUAAGAAAAGAAAUGUUAAAUAAAUUACAUAUAGGUCAUAUGGGUUUAGAAAAAAGUAAGUUACGGGCUAGAGAAACAAUAUUUUGGCCGGGUAUAAAUAAUGAUUUAAGUAAUUUAAUAAAUAGUUGUGAUGUUUGUUUGGCUCAUAAAAAAUUAAAUCAAAAAGAGGAAUUGCAAUCUCACGAAAUCCCUGAUAGCCCGUGGAUUAAAGUUGGUGUUGAUUUGUUUCAAAUUAAGGGUUUAAAUUAUCUUAUGGUAGUUGAUUACUACAGUAAGUUUUUUGAGAUAAUUGAAUUACAGUCAACGGAAUCCACAUAUGUUAUUAAUUGUUUAAAAAAUGUUUUUUGUCAUCAAGGAAUCCCGAUUAUAUUAUUUUCUGAUUGCGGUCCGCAAUUUAGUUCUAACUACUUUAAGGAUUUUGCAAAAGAAUGGGGUUUUAAGCAUAUAACUUCUUCGCCUCAUUAUCCACAGUCGAAUGGUCAGGUUGAACGUAUGAUUCAGACGGCAAAACGCAUAAUAAUUAAGACAAGAGAAACUGGCUCAGAUUAUCGUUUAGGUGUUUUAGAAUAUUUAAAUACUCCGCUGGCAAAAGAAUUACCCUCUCCAGCAGAAAUAUUACAAAGUAGAAAAUUUAGAAGUAUUCUUCCGAUGUCGAAAAAAUUACUUAAGCCAAACGUUCAUAGAAAUAUAAAACAAAAAUUAUUACAUAGGCAAAACAAACAGAAAUUUUACUACGAUAAGAGUGCAAAAAACUUAAAAGAAUUGAGUAAGGGUCAAAGGGUAAGGAUUUAUGAUUUGCGUAAUAAGACAUGGAUACCUGGUUCGAUAAGCAGUAUAUUAGGUAAUAGAUCUUAUGAAGUGAGUAUGUUAAACGGUAAAAAAUUAAUUCGUAAUAGGCGGUAUAUAAUUUCUGACACGGCAAUAAGGCAUGGCACGCCUCGCUAUAGUUGUCAAUAUGAUGAUAUUAACUGUAAUACAGAAACAAAGAUAGAAACAAAUAACAACAAUUAUGUAACUCGUUCUGGCAGGAUAGUGAGGCCUCCGGAUAGAUUGGGGUUCACAUAA
Molecule: messenger RNA, 3915 nt
Organism: Melitaea cinxia (Glanville fritillary)
Lineage: Eukaryota; Metazoa; Arthropoda; Insecta; Lepidoptera; Nymphalidae
Exons: 2
Coding region: 1-3915 (1304 amino acids)
Biological process (GO): proteolysis; DNA integration
Molecular function (GO): nucleic acid binding; aspartic-type endopeptidase activity
Source: RefSeq, a predicted model, not a curated record